AUGUCCACCAAGCCAGUCGUGAAGUCGACCGUGCCGACGCAGGAUCAGGUCCUCGUCCCAGAGACGCUGUUGAAGAAGAGAAAGAGCCAGGAGAAGGCCCGGGAGCAGCGUCUCGCUGAGCUCGAGAAGAGAAAGAAGGCCAACAAGGAGAAGCGCGCCGUCAUCUUCAAGCGUGCCGAGAGCUACGUCAAGGAGUACCGCGAUGCCGAGCGUGAGAAGAUCAGACUCGCUCGCUUGAGCAGGCAACAAGGCAACUUCUUCGUUGAUGAGCAACCCAAGCUGGUGUUCGUCAUCAGAAUCAAGGGUAUCAACAAGAUUGCCCCCAAGCCGCGCAAGAUCCUCCAGCUCCUCCGUCUUCUCCAGAUCAACAAUGGCGUCUUCGUUAAGUUGACCAAGGCCACCCAAGAGAUGCUCACCAUUGUCAACCCGUACAUUGCCUACGGCUACCCCAACCUCAAGUCCGUUCGUGAGCUCGUCUACAAGCGCGGUUACGGAAAGAUCCACAAGCAGCGCGUUGCCCUUACCGACAACCAGCUUAUCGAGGACAACCUCGGCAAGUAUGGCAUUGUGUGUGUGGAGGAUCUGAUCCACGAGAUCUUCACUGUUGGACCAAACUUCAAGCAAGCCAACAACUUCCUGUGGCCCUUCAAGCUCUCCAACCCCAACGGCGGCUUCCGUACCCGGAAGUUCAAGCACUACAUUGAGGGUGGUGACACCGGUAACCGGGAGGAGAACAUCAAUGCUUUGAUCAGACAGAUGAACUAA
Exophiala dermatitidis NIH/UT8656 is the source of this 765-nucleotide messenger RNA. RefSeq names its product 60S ribosomal protein L7. Gene Ontology annotation, cellular component: cytosolic large ribosomal subunit. Lineage: Eukaryota; Fungi; Ascomycota; Eurotiomycetes; Chaetothyriales; Herpotrichiellaceae. Gene Ontology annotation, molecular function: structural constituent of ribosome; RNA binding. The transcript has 4 exons. Bases 1 to 765 code for a protein of 254 amino acids. The record is from RefSeq and is a predicted model, not a curated record. Gene Ontology annotation, biological process: maturation of LSU-rRNA from tricistronic rRNA transcript (SSU-rRNA, 5.8S rRNA, LSU-rRNA).